AUGGCUGAGAUCGAGCCAAGGCGUCUACUGGUACAGGACAAGGCCGGUAGUGACAAGUCGACACUCAUGAGAUUCGUGGCACACCACCCGACGACGAGGUCUGCGCUUGCUUCGUGGACUGGCUCCCACGAACUCGUUAUCGCGAGCCAUUUCUUCUGGAACUUCGGGUACCCGGCGCAGAAGCCGUAG
Molecule: messenger RNA, 189 nt
Organism: Anthostomella pinea
Lineage: Eukaryota; Fungi; Ascomycota; Sordariomycetes; Xylariales; Xylariaceae
Source: the annotation of a GenBank genome assembly